Branchiostoma belcheri (Belcher's lancelet) is the source of this 3431-nucleotide messenger RNA. RefSeq names its product adenylosuccinate synthetase isozyme 1 A-like. The record is from RefSeq and is a predicted model, not a curated record. NCBI's taxonomy places the organism in Eukaryota, Metazoa, Chordata, Leptocardii, Amphioxiformes, Branchiostomatidae. The coding region runs from base 54 to 1433 and encodes 459 amino acids. Gene Ontology annotation, cellular component: cytoplasm. Gene Ontology annotation, molecular function: GTP binding; adenylosuccinate synthase activity. The transcript has 14 exons. Gene Ontology annotation, biological process: IMP metabolic process; 'de novo' AMP biosynthetic process.
GCGUGCGCGCCCCGGCCGGAAUUCGAAACCCGCGAAAACGAGGAGGAGAGAAGAUGGCGGAAAGUCGCGGCAACCUCGCGCCGCCUCGUACGGCAAAUGGCGAUCAUUCUGACCCUGCCGAGGACGGUCCGCUCGAAAAACGGUUACGGUAUCAUGGCAACAAAGUCACCGUGGUCCUGGGUGCACAGUGGGGGGACGAAGGCAAAGGGAAGGUCGUGGAUAUGCUCGGGACAGACGCCGAUGUAGUCUGCAGAUGUCAGGGAGGUAACAAUGCUGGCCACACUGUGGUUGUGGAGGGAACUGAGUAUGACUUCCACCUACUACCCAGUGGGAUCAUCAACAACAAAGCCAUUUCAGUUAUUGGGAAUGGGGUGGUAAUUCAUCUUCCAGGACUGUUUGAAGAGGCUGGGAAAAAUGAAGCCAAAGGCCUGAUAGACUGGCAGGACCGUCUCAUCAUCUCUGACAGGGCUCACCUUGUUUUUGACUUCCACCAAGCUGUGGAUGGACUUCAGGAGCUGGAGAAAGGAGGGAAAAGCCUUGGGACUACCAAGAAAGGCAUUGGUCCAACAUACUCUUCCAAGGCAGCACGCAGUGGUCUCAGAGUAUGUGACUUGCUUGCUGACUUCAAGGUCUUCUCUGACAGGUUCAAGAUGCUUGUGACGCAGUAUGAGCGCAUGUUUCCCAAUCUUAAAGUGGACGUGGAAGUGGAGCUGAAGCGUUAUGAGGAGCUGAAAGAACGGGUUAGGCCCAUGGUGAAGGAUGUGGUGCACUUCCUGAACACACAGCUAGAGGGCCCACAAAAGAAACUUCUUGUGGAAGGAGCCAAUGCGACCAUGCUGGAUAUUGACUUUGGAACCUAUCCUUAUGUGACAUCUUCCAACUGCACGGUGGGUGGAGUGCUGACAGGGCUGGGCAUCCCACCCAGGUGUAUUGGAGAAGUGUAUGGUGUGGCCAAGGCUUAUACCACCAGGGUUGGAGAUGGAGCCUUCCCAACAGAGCUGAACAAUGAGCUAGGAGAGCUGCUACAAGAACGAGGCCAUGAGUUUGGUGUGACUACCAAGAGAAAAAGAAGGUGUGGCUGGCUGGACCUGGUGUUGUUGAAGUAUGCCGACAUGGUCAACGGCUUCACGGCCAUUGCACUCACCAAGCUGGACAUUCUGGAUGUCUUUGAUGAAAUCAAGAUUGGUGUAGCCUACAAACUGGAUGGCAAGACACUUCCCAACUUCCCAGCCAACCAAGAGGUGCUGAAGCAAGUUGAGGUGGAGUACUGCACCAUGCCGGGGUGGAAGACAAACACAGAGAAUGUGCGCAGCUUCAAGGACCUGCCCGAGAACGCACAGAAAUAUAUCAGGAAGAUCGAAGAGCUUCUAGGAGUUCCAGUGAGAUGGAUUGGUGUGGGUGCUGCCAGGGACUCUAUCAUCAAGAUGUUUUAGGGAGAUUUCAGCCAUGUCACGCUGCCUCUGCACCACAAGAACUUUACAUGCUGCUCCUCAGGAACUGUGGGAUGGUUUGUGGUAGAGCAUAAAUUGCAGUAGUCCAAUGAACAUGAAUAAUGUUUUAGCCAAAUCUAGCUGAUAAAAUGUAAAAACUUAUCAAAUUUAACCAUGUCACAGAGUCACUUAAAUACGUACAGGAUUACUUCGGCACAGUUUUACAACAUGUAUGAGAUCAUUGGUACAAGUCAGGCAAUGUAAGUCAACAGUUGUGUAAUGGUCUGUGAUGAAGGCAUAGUUAGCAUAACAUAGGACAAUAUUGUAUUCUGCCAAAACAGUAGUUUCAAGUAUGGUCCUUCCAUUUUAGAAGCUUAGUGAGGGUUACAUGUGUAUUUCAGAUUGAAAUUGAGGUAUGACUACUAAAACAGCAUGUUUCAUACAAAGUACUUUCCUCUACAUUGUAGGAGAACGGGACAUGCUUCCCAUGUCUGAACUUGUUUAGAUCCCACACUGUCACAGAAACACACACACAGUGUUGUGUUGCUUUUAAUGUAUCAGCCCUGCAAGUGUAAGUGUUUGUGUGAACAUGUACAUUGUAUCUACUGGAUACAUUUUGUCUUCCCUUUAUACACUACAAGCUGCGGGUACGUGGGUAGAGAAAAAAUUGUUGCCCUCAUGGUAAAAGUGAAGGCUGGCCUUACUGUAGAGUGAACAGUGCACACAUUUCUUGCACAGGGCAACACAAGAAGAAUAUCUGUGAAAACACUACUACAAGUCAUGUUUUUCCUUUCACUAAAUUGUCCAUAUUAGUUGUUUUAAGCUUAAAGAGGAAAAUUGAAAUGGGUGGCUUUCUGUUUGUGCUUUUUAAUACCCCGUAAAGGAAAGAUUUUUUUUUGAAAGUUGUGUUGGAUGGAUUCUGCUCUUAAAUGGUAUAGAUUUAACAAAUAUAUUUCUAAAAUAUUCACCUAGUUAUUGUGGUAUAUUAAUUGAUGCCUACGGGUAGCUGUUUUGGUCUACCUCAAGAGUUUGUGGUGUUGGGAUUGUUGGAAAGUUUAUCUUAUGCCAUGUUGUAUUGCUGUUCUCACUGCUGUUGUGUACCAGUGCAAAUCCUGUGCAGGUAGAUCAUAAAAAUAAGGUGAAACAGAAGAGUAAUCUCCACAGCUAAAUCUUUCCUGAAGAGGGAGGAUUUAAGACAAAGAAGCUGCAAGUUCUAUUUUCUUGCUCAUAAUGCACAAAAGUGACAUAGAUAUAUGUACUCUUCGAAUAUCUUAUAGCAUGGUCACUGAUGUUAUGCUCUCUACCUGCAAGCUUUACGGUGUUUUUGAAUUUUGAUACUUUCUUGCCAUUGACACAAUUCUACUGUUCUUUCAAGUGAAACUGUACAUUGUUGUGUCCUCUUCUGUUCAAAUGCAGCUAUUUGUACUUGUCUACAUGAUGACAACACCUUCCAGGUAUGCUAGGUUUCUGUUGACAACUGCUGUUGUAAUGGACAUGAUGUCCCAAGCACUGGAGAACAUGGCAGGAGUAUUGUUGUUUUGUGUGAUUUUGAAGUUUAGAAGACCUUAUCACUACUAUGCACCUAUCAAUGUAGAUACACUUACAAGAGGAGGACAGGUUGGAUAUUUGACAUAAGGGAAUGAAGCUAAACUUAAGUGUGAAGGGCAGGAACAUUGCAGCUUAACGCAUGAACAUGAAAAUUUGUACAAUUCUGACGUUUAUGAUUUUAACUUCUUGUUCAUACCUUUAUGUCUAUUAGAGUUACAGCUCAAGUACACAUUUCCUUAGCCCACCCCCUCCCUUUGGGUGGUUGUACACUGAUAGGUGCAUCAGAAGGGGGUACCGGUAGUAAACAAUAGUUUAUAUCAGAUGUGAACUAUGGUGAGGAUGACAUGUAUAAAAUGGAAGGUGGUGUUGGUUUUACAGUAGGUUAAAUACUUGUCUUUUAUCUCCAGAAAUAUUAUGGCAAAGCAUGAAAUAAAUUUUGAUUUGAAAAUGUCA